AUGGAGAGCACCCCAAUUGAAGGUGUUUCUUAUCAAGAUGAUUCAACUUUACUUGCACCACAAUUUUUUUAUUUUGAUAAUUUGCAAACUUUGCAACCAAAAUUAUCGCAAAUUUUUGCAACGUCAAUUCCAACACAGAUUAUUCAAUUAUUAGACACAACCCAUUAUUUAAUCCCCGACGAUAAUGAAUCGAGCUCCGAAAACCACUUUAACAAUACUAUCCCAUUGAAUUGGAUUGAGUUUUAUACAGAAAAUGUCAGUUAUGAAAUGAAUCGCCAAGCAGAGAUUAUUGUUAUGACUCAUGAAACUGUAGACAACAAAUACGCUCAUGGAGAUUUAGCUUAUACUUGGUCAAUGCUUAAGAAGCUUGCUGUAGAAUACAAUAUGGCAUUGUCUUUAUAUGCUGGAUUUUAUUAUAUGGUUGGAUUAUUAACUGGAGCUCGUAUAUCACCAGAGUUUGAUAUUACGUCAAGUUUAUCAAUAAUGUAUGCCUGUCCGGUAGCCAAUGGUAAAACUGUUCAACUAAAAGUGUAUCCCACAUUAGCAAAAUUAACUCCAUACUAUCGUAAACUCAAAUGGAAUUCAAAAUUACAAAAAUUCAUUGUUAAGAAUAAAUUCAUCAAACAUAAGAAGAUCAAAUUAUUGGCAUUAACUGGAUUGGAAGAUGUUGAAUGUGUAUAUGUUCACAAUGAAUGA
This is a messenger RNA of Candida albicans SC5314, 696 nucleotides long. RefSeq lists its product as uncharacterized. Lineage: Eukaryota; Fungi; Ascomycota; Pichiomycetes; Serinales; Debaryomycetaceae. The record is from RefSeq and is a predicted model, not a curated record. Bases 1 to 696 code for a protein of 231 amino acids. The transcript has a single exon.